UCCCCUUUGUAGCUUUUGUGGAAAGUGUCUAUAGCAGUCUAUGGUCUGUGUUUUAAGCGAGCUUUUAAAGUCACAGCGACCUAUAUAGCGCUGCGUUUGCACCGGCGUUAGAUUUGGCUGGAUUCUGAAGGGAAUUGUGGCCGGAUUCUGUACGAAGAGCUCUUGGAGUGCCGAGAAAAUAUUACGAAAAAGUUCUUUCUAAAGGACGAGCAACCUUCAUCAGAGACAGUCUGCUAGAAUCCUCCUCAGAUUGCGUCGGACAUCCUAAAAUGUUUGAAACGGAGGGAAGGAGCAUGUCUCGGCUGUCUUUAACCCGGUCCCCAGUGUCUCCUCUGGCCGCUCAGGGCAUCCCACUGCCGGCUCAGCUGACUAAAGCAAACGCUCCAGUCCACAUUGACGUAGGCGGGCACAUGUACACCAGCAGUCUGGCCACCCUCACCAAAUACCCAGACUCCAGAAUCAGUCGCCUGUUCAACGGCACAGAACCGAUUGUUUUGGACAGUCUGAAGCAGCAUUAUUUUAUCGACAGAGAUGGAGAGAUAUUCCGCUAUAUCCUGAGCUACCUGAGAACCAUCAAACUGCUUCUUCCUGACGACUUCAAGGAGUUCCAGCUGCUGUACGAGGAGGCUCGGUAUUACCAGCUGACGCCCAUGGUGAAAGAGCUGGAGCGCUGGAAACAGGACCGGGAGCAGCGGCGGGCGGCUCAGCCUUGUGAGUGCCUGGUGGUGCGGGUGACCCCUGACCUGGGCGAGAGGAUUGCCAUCAGUGGGGACAAGGCCCUCAUAGAGGAGAUUUUCCCAGAGACAGGGGAUGUAAUGUGCAAUUCAGUCAAUGCCGGCUGGAACCAGGACCCAACCCACGUUAUUCGCUUUCCACUAAAUGGCUAUUGCAGGCUCAACUCUGUGCAGGUUCUGGAGAGACUGUUCCAGAAAGGCUUCAGCAUGGUGGCGUCGUGCGGCGGGGGUGUGGACUCCUCCCAGUUCAGUGAAUACAUCUUGAGUCGGGAAGACAGACGGUGUCAGACCAGCCACACACCCAUCAGGAUAAAACAGGAGCCUCUGGACUAGCCGGCUCUUGCACCAACCACAAACACCUCAGUCUGCUGUCAAAAGAAAAAAAAAAUGCCAGUAGACAAA
Messenger RNA from Sinocyclocheilus anshuiensis, 1136 nucleotides. Its product is annotated as BTB/POZ domain-containing protein kctd15-like. NCBI's taxonomy places the organism in Eukaryota, Metazoa, Chordata, Actinopteri, Cypriniformes, Cyprinidae. Gene Ontology annotation, biological process: protein homooligomerization. The coding region runs from base 270 to 1067 and encodes 265 amino acids. The record is from RefSeq and is a predicted model, not a curated record. Gene Ontology annotation, molecular function: protein binding. The transcript is spliced from 5 exons.